AUGUGCGGCUCCGAGGGGCCCCGCCGGGGCUGGGGGCGCUGUGCCCCCAGCCCCAUCCUCCUCCUGAGUUUGCUUGCGUCUGCAGCCCCGCUUGGCCUGCUGGGGGAGGAGACCCGCCAGGUGUCUCUGGAGGUCAUCCCUCCCGGGCUGGACGCCCCCCAGAACCUCCUGCACAUCCGGGCGGUGGGAACCAACUCCACGCUACACUACGUGUGGAGCAGCAUGGGGCCUCCGGCAGUGCUGCUCGUGGCCACCGACACCCCCCACAGCACCCUGAGUGUCAACUGGAGCCUCCUGCUGUCCCCUGAGCCUGACGGGGGCCUGGUCGUGCUCCCCAAGGACAGCAUCCAGUUCUCUUCUGCCCUUGUCUUUACCAGGCUCUUUGAAUUUGAUGGCGCCAACACAUCCGAGGGGGCCGAGCCUCCGGGAGAACCGUGUCCCCCGUAUCCCCUGGCCAAGUUCUCCUGGAACAAUAUCACGGACUCAUUGGAUCCUGCCACCCUGAGCGCCACAUUUCGAGGCCGCCCCACCGACGACCCCACCGGGGCUUUUGCCAAUGGCAGCCUCACCUUCAGGGUGCAGGCCUUCUCUGGAUCCGGCAGACCAGACCAGCCCCCGCGCCUCCUGCAUUCGGCCGACACCUGCCAGCUAGAGGUGGCCCUGGUCGGGGCCUCUCCCCGGGGAAACCGCUCCCUGUUUGGGCUGGAGGUAGCCACCCUGGGCCAGGGCCCCGACUGCCCCUUGAUGCAGGAGCAACAUUCCAUCGACGAUGAAUAUGCACCUGCUGUCUUCCAGGUGAACCAGCUGCUGUGGGGCUCCCUCCCAUCCGGCUUCGUGCAGUGGCGACCAGUGGCUUUCUCCCAGAGGCAGAGGGGCCGGGAAUCAGCCCUGCCCUGCCAAGCUUCCCCUCUUCACCCCUCCUUGGCAUACCUCCCCCAGUCACCCAUAGUCAGAGCCUUCUUUGAGUCCCACAAUAACUUCUGUGCCUUCAAUUUGACAUUUGGGGCUUCCACAGGCCCUGGCUACUGGGACGCACACUACCUCAGUUGGUCGACGCUCCUGGGUGUGGGCACCCCUCCAUUGGACACCUUGUCCCCACUAGUCCUAGGCAUCAUGGCGGUGGCCCUGGGUGCCCCGGGGCUCAUGCUGCUGGCUGGAGGCGUGUUUCUGCUGCUGGGCCACAGGCAGUGCUCAGAAUACCAGCCCAUAAACUGAGGCCCGCUCUC
Puma concolor (puma) is the source of this 1226-nucleotide messenger RNA. RefSeq names its product glycosylated lysosomal membrane protein (gene GLMP). Gene Ontology annotation, cellular component: lysosome. NCBI's taxonomy places the organism in Eukaryota, Metazoa, Chordata, Mammalia, Carnivora, Felidae. The record is from RefSeq and is a predicted model, not a curated record.